UUGAUCAACAAACGCGACGGCGUCAACAACGCGAAAAUAAAACUAAACACUGACGAGUUGAGUUGCCUCCACAACAACGCAGCACAACAUGUGGCUGACCUUGCUAGUUGGCGCUGUGAUCUUGCUACUGAUCUGGGACUUUGCACGCAAGCGUCACAGCUAUGCGGCACUAGCGAAAUCAGGCAUUACGGGUCCCACCUCGUUGCCUGUGCUGGGCUGCGGCCUUGAGGCGUUGCAUCUAGGAGCGGAGAAUCUCAUCGACUAUGUCGACGCUUGUUUUGCAAAAUAUGGCAAAACUUUUCGCAUGUGGAUCUUAAAUGAAUCGCUGGUCUACACCAUGGAUCUACAGCACUUUGAGGCCAUACUCAGCAGCACCACGUUGCUGGAGAAGGGACAACUGUAUCAAUUCCUGCGUCCCUUUCUCAGCGAUGGCCUCCUCUUGAGUGUGGGCCGAAAGUGGCACACGCGUCGCAAGAUCUUCACCAAUGCCUUUCACUUUAAGAUCCUCGAACACUACAUCGAGAUUAUGGAUAAACAGAGCGGAGUUCUCGUUGAGAAGCUGCAACCUUUUGCGGAUGGUGAGCAUGUUGUGGACAUGUUGAAAUAUGUGUCACUCGCUGCGCUCGAUGUUAUCACAGAGACUGCAAUGGGUGUGCAAGUGAAUGCUCAGAGCGAUCCAGACUUUCCCUACAUCAAAGCACUCAAAAGCGUUGUCUACAUUCAGCCGGACCGCAUGCUGAAGUUCUCGCAGCGCUACGAGUGGCUCUUCCGCUUGACCGCCCCGUUGCUGCACCGCAAGUUGGUGAGCGAUAUACGCAUCAUGCACGACUUCACCGACAAGGUCAUCCGCGAGCGACGUUCGACCGUGGAGCGUGCUCUCACCGACGGCAGCUACCGGCCAUUGAGUCUGGGGGAUGCAGAGAUUGGCAGCAAAUCGCAGAUGGCACUGCUGGACAUUCUGUUGCAAGCCUCCAUCGAAGGCAGCCCGCUGAGCGAUGCCGACAUACGCGAGGAGGUCGAUACGUUCAUGUUCGAGGGCGACGAUACCACCAGCAGUGGCGUCUCGCAUGCUCUCUACUCCAUCGCCCGGCAUCCCUCUGUGCAGGCCAAGCUCUAUGCCGAGUUGCAGCAGGUGUUGGGCAACGAUCGAACAAAGCCGGUGACUCAGGCACAAUUGCAACAGCUCAAGUAUCUGGAGUGUGUGAUCAAGGAGACGAUGCGUUUGUAUCCGCCAGUGCCAGCGAUUGGCCGAUACACCAGCAAAGAUCUGCAGAUUGGCGAUCAGACAAUACCAGCGAACACCAGCAUCUAUUUGGUCUUCUACUUUGCCCAUCGAGAUCCGCGACACUUUCCCGAUCCGCUCAGGUUCAAGCCAGAGCGUUUCCUCGACGACAACGAAGAGCGACAAACGUUCACUUAUUUGCCUUUUAGUGCGGGUCCAAAGAAUUGCAUUGGCCAGAAGUUUGCCAUGCUCGAGAUGAAGGCGCUGAUUAGCAAAAUACUCAGAUACUAUGAGCUGUUGCCCAAGGGACCUGAUCUCCAACCUAUGAUGAACUUUAUUCUACGCUCCUCUACAGGCAUGUGUGUGGCAAUGAAGCCGAGAAAAUAG
Molecule: messenger RNA, 1609 nt
Organism: Drosophila albomicans
Lineage: Eukaryota; Metazoa; Arthropoda; Insecta; Diptera; Drosophilidae
Gene: Cyp4d20
Product: probable cytochrome P450 4d20
Exons: 5
Coding region: 89-1609 (506 amino acids)
Molecular function (GO): monooxygenase activity; oxidoreductase activity, acting on paired donors, with incorporation or reduction of molecular oxygen; heme binding
Source: RefSeq, a predicted model, not a curated record